AUGGCCGACCUCUCGGCGCUGCCCGACCCCACGCCCGAGACACUGCCUAUCAUUGACGCUGUCGACCACAACGAAGGAGAUGUCAGCGACGCCAACGACAACGACGCCGACAACGACAACGACGGCGACGACAACGAUGCCGCCCCCUCAACAUACAAGGUCGUCUGUGAAGCAGCCCCUCCUGAGCGGCGCUUCCCUUCGUUCGAAGCAGCCAUAGAGUUCGGCAACGCGUGGUCGCGCGACAACGGCUUCGACCUGGUGCGCAUCAACAAGGGCAAGCAGGGCCGCAACCCUCAAGGUGUCACGUACAAGUUCCUGUGGGAGUGCAAGCGCCACGGCAAGCCCGCCAACACGCGCAAGCUGACCCCCGACCGCCGCCAACGUGCUGCUCGAGGGUCGGUCAGGAUCGGCUGUCGCAUGCGCAUCGUCCUCGUCGCCGUCGAGCCCCAAGUGCCGCAGGGCGAGUGGCAGAUCCGGCACUGCGGGCGCAACGGGCACAACCAUGGGCCCGACAAUGCAGAGUCGUUCCCCGCCGUACGCCGCCGCACGCGCACGCACGAGAUGGACGUCUUCAUGGCCACGCAGCUGCGCCAGGGCCUGUCGCGCUCAGAGACGCUGCAGCUCGUGCGCCAACACUGGCCCGACGCGCUUGUCACUCGCCAGGACAUUGGCAACUUUGCAAAGACGUUUGCCCAGAAGAUUGGAGCUUCCCGACUGACGCCCGAAGCGACGCCAGACAAUUCUCCCAUGCCUCCUGUAUCUUCUGCUUCUGUCAAUGUCGCCGCCAAUGCACCUCACAAUCCUCAGCAUGCCCAGCUCCAGCACCCCCAAGCUCAGCCGUCUCUGUCUCAUCCACGUCAGCAUCCAAUGCAGUCGCUCGGCAUGCCGCUUCAACAGCCAAAUCCUGAAGCCACGCGAGCUGCCUACCAAGCUGGCUACCAGGCUGCCGUUGAACAGCAUCGCAUCAACAGUGACCUCAACCAUCGUGUGCAAGCCCUCGAAAGCUCCGUUCAACAUGCGCAGUCUUGA
Messenger RNA from Aureobasidium vineae, 1029 nucleotides. The record is from the annotation of a GenBank genome assembly. Lineage: Eukaryota; Fungi; Ascomycota; Dothideomycetes; Dothideales; Saccotheciaceae.